AUGUCUAAUGAAUGUUGGAAUGUAAAAUCAGAUGGUGAUUUUGAUUCACCAACUAAUAUAUUAAAAAAAAUUAGUUAUGAUGAAUUUUAUUUUUGUUCUAAUGAAAUAUUAAUAAAUGAGGUUGAUGAAGAUGGUCUUAAAAUUGAGGAAUUAUUUAAAGGAAAACAAGGAAUUACUUUUAAUGAUUUUAUUAUACUUCCUCGUUAUAUUCAUUUUAGUUUAGAUAAUAUUAAAUUAAAUACAAGAUUUACUAAAAAUAUUAUACUUAAUAAUCCUUUUGUCUCAUCACCUAUGGAUACAGUCACUGAACAUAAAGUUGCUAUAGCUAUGGCAUUGAAUGGUGGUAUUGGAAUUAUUCAUAAUAAUUUUCUUGAUAUUUCACAACAAAUAGAAGAGAUAAAAUAUACUAAGAAUUAUAAACAUGGUUUAAUUUGUCAACCAAUUACUGUUCAUCCAGAUGCAACAAUUGAUUAUGUAAAACAUUUACAAACUCAAUAUAGUAUAAGUGGAAUUCCAGUUACAAAAAAUGGUAAAUUAAAUGAAAAUCUUCUUGGUAUAAUUACUUCUCGUGAUAUAUCAUUUAUUGAAGAAUGUAAUUAUAAUAAAAUUAAAGUAUCUGAUGUUAUGACAAAAAUGGAUAAAUUAAUUGUUGUUAAUGAUAAUACAACAGCUGAUGAAACAUAUAAACUUCUUACAAAACAUAAGUUAAAUUAUAUACCAGUAUUAAAUGAUAAAAAUAAUCUUUGUGGUCUUUUUGUUAAGUCCAAAAUGUUAAAAAAAGAUUUUCCUAUGGCUGUCUAUGAUAAACAUGGAAAAUUAUUAGUUGGUGCUGCUAUAAAUACUAGAGAAGGAAAAAUGGAAUAUAUUGAUAAAUUAGUUAAUGCUGGUGUAGAUGUUAUUGUUAUUGAUUCAUCGAAUGGUGCUUCUAUUUAUCAAAUAAAUUUGUUAAAAGAAAUUAAAAAAAAAUAUCCAAGUUAUCCUGAUAUUAUUGCUGGUAAUGUUGUUACAGUUAAACAAGCAAAAUAUCUUAUUGAUGCUGGUGCUGAUUGUAUUCGUAUUGGUAUGGGUUCUGGUUCAAUAUGUAUUACACAGGAAGUAUGUGCUGUUGGUCGCCCACAAGCAUCUGCCAUUUAUCAUGUUAGUAGAUAUUGUAGAUCAAGAGAAAUUCCAACAAUUGCUGAUGGUGGAAUAAAUAAUACUGGAAAUAUUAUUAAAGCUUUAACAUUAGGGGCUAAUACAGUAAUGAUGGGUAGUUUAAUUGCUGGGACAUCUGAAGCACCGGGUAAAACAAUUAUUGGUCCAAAUGGAGAACGUUUAAAAAAAUAUAGAGGUAUGGGAUCUAUUGAUGCAAUGAAAGUAAAUGAUUAUUCUUCUGAAAGAUAUUUAUCAACUACAAAUGAAAAAAUAAAAGUCGCACAGGGUGUUUCCGCAACUGUUCCAGAAAAAGGUUCACUUCAUUGUUUAAUUCCUCUUAUGAAUAUUGCAGUAAAACAUGGUUUUCAAAAUCUUGGUGUACGUAUUAUAAGAGAUUUACAUUUAGAUGUAUAUAAUGGUUUGAUACGUUUUGAAAAACGUACUGUUAGUGCCCAAAAUGAAGGAAAUGUUCAUUCUUUAUUUAGUUACAAUAAAAAUAUUAUAUAA
Molecule: messenger RNA, 1641 nt
Organism: Strongyloides ratti
Lineage: Eukaryota; Metazoa; Nematoda; Chromadorea; Rhabditida; Strongyloididae
Product: Inosine-5'-monophosphate dehydrogenase 1
Exons: 4
Coding region: 1-1641 (546 amino acids)
Biological process (GO): GTP biosynthetic process
Cellular component (GO): cytoplasm
Molecular function (GO): IMP dehydrogenase activity
Source: RefSeq, a predicted model, not a curated record